AUNUACAAAAAAAAAAAAAAAAGAUGAAGAGGAAGAUGAUGAUGAGGAUUUAAAUGAUUCUAACUAUGAUGAAUUUAGUGGAUAUGGUGGUUCUUUAUUCAGCAAAGAUCCUUAUGAUAAAGAUGAUGAGGAAGCAGAUAUGAUUUAUGAAGAAAUAGAUAAACGAAUGGAUGAAAAGCGUAAAGAGUAUAGAGAAAAAAGAUUGAAAGAAGAAUUAGAAAAAUAUCGACAAGAACGUCCUAAAAUUCAACAACAAUUCAGUGAUUUAAAGCGUGGAUUAACUAUGGUUAGUGAAGAUGAGUGGAGAAGUAUUCCUGAAGUUGGUGAUGCAAGAAAUCGAAAGCAAAGAAAUCCAAGAGCUGAAAAAUUUACUCCACUUCCGGAUACUGUACUUUCAAGAAGCCUUGGAGGAGAAACUACCUCCUCUAUUGAGUCAGCUAGUGGUAUAAUGAGUCAGUAUCCACAUGGAACAGUUACUCCUGGAAUGUUAACCCCAACAGGUGAUCUAGAUUUAAGAAAGAUGGGACAAGCUCGAAAUACUCUAAUGAAUGUAAAACUAAAUCAAGUAUCAGAUUCUGUUGAAGGGCAAACUGUGGUUGAUCCAAAGGGCUACUUAACUGACUUACACAGUAUGAUACCAACAUAUGGAGGAGAUAUUAAUGAUAUAAAAAAAGCAAGAUUAUUAUUAAAAUCUGUAAGAGAAACAAAUCCUAACCAUCCACCAGCUUGGAUUGCUUCAGCACGUCUUGAAGAAGUUACUGGUAAAAUUCAAGCAGCUCGUAAUGUAAUUAUGAAGGGUUGUGAAGAUAACCCCAAAUCUGAAGAUAUCUGGUUAGAAGCAGCUCGAUUACAACCUCCAGAAACAGCUAAAGCUGUUAUUGCCCAAGCAGUAAGACAUAUUCCCACGUCAGUUCGCAUAUGGAUUAAAGCUUCCGAUUUAGAAACUGAGACAAAAGGAAAAAGAAAAGUUUAUCGUAAAGCAUUAGAACAUAUACCAAAUUCUGUGAGAUUAUGGAAAGCAGCAAUUGAACUUGAAGAUCCAGAAGAUGCCAAAAUUUUACUGAGUCGAGCUGUUGAAUGCUGUCCGACUAGUGUUGAUUUGUGGUUAGCUUUAGCUCGUUUAGAAACAUAUGAAAAUGCUAGAAAAGUUUUAAAUAAAGCCCGUGAAAAUAUUCCAACUGAUAGACAAAUUUGGACUACAGCUGCCAAGCUUGAAGAAGCAAAUGGAAAUAUUAAUAUGGUUGAAAAAAUUGUAGAUAGAGCUAUUUCUUCUUUAAGUGCUAAUGGAGUUGAAAUUAAUAGAGAACAAUGGAUUAAAGAAGCAAUUGAAGCUGAAAAAUGUGGAUCAGUUAAAACUUGUCAAGCUCUUAUUAAGGCUAUUAUUGGUCAUGGUAUUGAAGAUGAAGAUAAAAAGCAUACUUGGAUGGAAGAUGCCGAUUCAUGUGCUAGUCAGACAGCAUAUGAAUGUGCCAGAGCUAUAUUUAGCCAUGCUUUAACUAAUUUUCCAAGCAAAAAAUCCAUUUGGUUAAGAGCAGCAUAUUUUGAAAAGAAUCAUGGUACAAGAGAAUCUUUAGAAUCAUUAUUACAGAAAGCAGUUGCUCAUUGUCCUAAAUCUGAAGUACUAUGGUUAAUGGGUGCUAAAUCUAAAUGGUUAGCUGGUGAUGUCCCAGCAGCUCGAGGAAUUCUUUCUUUAGCUUUCCAAGCUAAUCCAAAUUCUGAAGAAAUUUGGCUUGCUGCUGUUAAAUUAGAAUCUGAAAAUUCAGAAUUUGACCGUGCAAGGCGGUUAUUAUCUAAAGCACGAGCAUCAGCACCAACACCCAGAGUUAUGAUGAAAUCAGCUAAAUUAGAGUGGUGUUUGAAUAAUUUAGAUACAGCUUUAAAAAUUCUUGAUGAAGCCAUUUCUAAAUUUCCUGAUUAUUCUAAACUGUGGUUGAUGAAAGGUCAGAUCGAAGAACAAUUAAAUGACAUAGAUAUGGCUCAUGAAACAUAUAAUACUGCUUUGAAGAAAUGUCCAAAUUCUAUACCUUUAUGGAUAUGUUUAGCUAGACUAGAUGAAAAAAGAAAAAUGUUAACAAAAGCAAGAUCUGUCUUAGAAAAAGGUCGUUUAAAAAAUCCUCGAAGUCCAGAACUUUGGCUUGAAGCUAUACGUGUUGAGUUUCGUGCUGGAAUGAGAGAUAUUGCAAACACAAUGAUGGCUAAAGCAUUGCAAGAAUGUCAUAAUGCUGGAAUAUUAUGGUCAGAAGCUAUAUUUUUAGAAGCCAGGCCACAAAGAAAAACUAAAAGUGUUGAUGCUCUAAAAAAGUGUGAACAUGAUGUUAAUGUUCUUUUGGCUGUUUCAAAAUUAUUUUGGAGUGAACGUAAAUUACAAAAAUGUCGAGAAUGGUUUAAUAGAACUGUGAAAAUUGAUCCAGAUUUUGGAGAUGCUUGGGCCUAUUUCUAUAGAUUUGAAUUAUUGCAUGGUACAGAAGAAGCUCAAGAGGAUGUCAAGAAAAGAUGUAUUUCUUCAGAACCUCAUCACGGUGAAGCAUGGUGUUUAGUAUCAAAAAACAUUUGUAAUUGGAGACUUACUACUGAAAAUAUUUUAAUGUUGGUUGCUAAAGAUUUACCUAUUCCUAUUUAAAUAUAAUUUUAAAUUCUGAUCUAAACAUUUAGUGCAUUGCUUCUAUUAUUAUUAAUUUAAUGUAAAAUUUAAUACAACAAUGUAUAUUAUUUUAAUAUAUAUAUGCAUUAUAAAAUACUGAAGUACUUAUAACUAUGUAGACUACAAUAUUUACAAUACAAAAUUAUUUUAAUUAUUUUA
Daktulosphaira vitifoliae (grape phylloxera) is the source of this 2800-nucleotide messenger RNA. It is a transcript of the gene Prp6, whose product is annotated as pre-mRNA-processing factor 6. The record is from RefSeq and is a predicted model, not a curated record. Lineage: Eukaryota; Metazoa; Arthropoda; Insecta; Hemiptera; Phylloxeridae. Gene Ontology annotation, biological process: mRNA splicing, via spliceosome; spliceosomal tri-snRNP complex assembly. Gene Ontology annotation, molecular function: protein binding. The transcript has 2 exons. Gene Ontology annotation, cellular component: U4/U6 x U5 tri-snRNP complex; catalytic step 2 spliceosome. The coding region runs from base 140 to 2620 and encodes 826 amino acids.